CUAAAAGAAAGAAAUCUGUGGUCAAUCCUCAAAAUAACCUCAAAAAGUAAAAACAAUAAUGAAAUUUGGAGGAAAGUAAAGUAAAAUAAAAACAUUAUAAACUUUUUACAUAUUUCUAUUAAAAAUGAGUAAAUUUGUGAAUAUUCUAACAUCAUCUAGAUAUACUGUUAUACGUCGCACAUUCACCAGCACCCCAGUAGCACACAUGAAGCAAUGGAGAAUCUCAAAAGGAUUGUCCGCUAACCGCAAUGCUGAAGGUGUACUCACGGACAGUCCUGACUAUACCUUCUUAGAUGGAAGACCUACUCCAUUACUGGUAAAGCAAAAGAAAAGGAUGCUCAAACAACAGAACUAUGCGAAUCAAAUUGUCACCUUGUGCUCAGAACUGGACUUUGCUAAACAGAGACAUCAAGAUGCUGUACGAGCCAAAGAGCAAGAGAGACAAGAUAUUAUAAGAAACCGUUUAAAACCCAAAGGAAAUGCUAUGUUUAAAAAGUAGUUUUACUAUGUUAUUGUUAUAUUAGAUAGAAAUUUUAAGAGUGUAGUCUAUAUAUAAUUUGAUACUUAUUUGUAUUAAUUAAAGGUACUUGAUAAAGAUUA
Pararge aegeria (speckled wood butterfly) is the source of this 600-nucleotide messenger RNA. It is a transcript of the gene mRpL52, whose product is annotated as 39S ribosomal protein L52, mitochondrial. The transcript is spliced from 3 exons. Gene Ontology annotation, molecular function: structural constituent of ribosome. Gene Ontology annotation, cellular component: mitochondrial large ribosomal subunit. Lineage: Eukaryota; Metazoa; Arthropoda; Insecta; Lepidoptera; Nymphalidae. The coding region runs from base 125 to 499 and encodes 124 amino acids. The record is from RefSeq and is a predicted model, not a curated record. Gene Ontology annotation, biological process: mitochondrial translation.